Cyprinus carpio (common carp) is the source of this 1033-nucleotide messenger RNA. Its product is annotated as intraflagellar transport associated protein. Gene Ontology annotation, molecular function: intraciliary transport particle A binding. Gene Ontology annotation, biological process: spermatogenesis; acrosome reaction. Lineage: Eukaryota; Metazoa; Chordata; Actinopteri; Cypriniformes; Cyprinidae. Gene Ontology annotation, cellular component: cytosol; 9+0 non-motile cilium. The record is from RefSeq and is a predicted model, not a curated record.
UGGUUGUAGUUUUCAUUAAUCCCGCUUCCCUUAGAGAAUCCCGUUCAGCUUGCAAUAAAAAGACUACAUUACCCAGCAUCCAGUGCGAAACUGGCGUUUCUUGUUCUACGUUUAAACGGUUUGACAGGAUGCCAGGUUUAGUUAACGAUUCAGGUGUGAAUGAUCAUGACCAAGCCAUAACUGAAGCUCUGGAGCAAUUUUGCAACUCCCCGGAGCAAACAUAUGCGCAAUUCCUGUCCACCUUCACGUAUUUGACCCCAGAGAAUGUGAGGGAUCCGGGAUUGACUGCUCCUGGAGGACAUGAAGACCCAUCCCAGAGAGAGAUGGACAGCAGCCGAGAGCGACUAAGAGAGGAUGAAGUGACAGAGAUGGAGGAGAGCGUAUACCAAAGGAUGGGACAGGCGAAUCGCUGCUCACCGACUGCUGAUCAGGAAGAGGUGCUGCUGGAUGGCGGUUGUGUUGGAGGAAGACUGGGCGGCCCAUCAAACUCUGUUCCAGACAGACCUGUGAAGUUUGAUAAUUAUCUGGGAGAUUCAGAGGAUGAAGAGGAAAAUGCUGACACUACAGGCACAUAUACGCUGCCAGGUGAGAUUGAAGAAGAUCUGAUAGCUGUCUCCUCUUCAUCGCUCUGUCGCCACACACUGCUGGAGAUCUCCUCUACUUUCACAGACCAGAGGACACACACUCCCAGUGCAGCUGAGAACCAGGAUGAAAGCGAGGAGGUUGUUCCUUUCCAUCUGGAUGAGAACUUUGAUUACGACAAUGUUGUGCUGUCUUGCAAAUACGCCAUCCAGGAACAGAGCAGCAGACCAUCUUGAGCUGUAAAUGAGUAUAAAACUGGCAAACACUUUUAAAAACGGAGUUUUACAGAGUAAAGUCUUUGUUAACAUGAUAGAGAGGUUUUUAUUGUGCCAAAAAAACUAGAGGGAAGACAGAUUGGCUGUUUUGAAUGAUAAUUCUGCAAUUUGUAGCAUCUGUACUACUCAAUAAAUUAUGUUAGUGUUUUCAAAGACACAAUUAAAUGUAAUACACU